ACCGCUUAAAACUCUCCACCCCAACCCCAAAAUUCUGCCGCCGCCAGGUAUGGCCGUCCGCCGCCGUAUCAUUACGUCCAUCUCGUCUUCCACCUUCAGUUGCAAUUGGUCGCGCUGCAUAUCCUCUUCCGCCACCAAUUCGCCUCCUCUUAUAUACGAUUACUCCAAAAAUUCCUCAUCCACCGCCGCCGCCGAUCAAUCUGUUACCCUCCAGCUCCUCUCAUGGGGUCGCGGCGCCUCCGGUCAGCUCGGUGGUGGAAUCGAGGAAACCAGGAUAUACCCGGCGCCGGUAUGCACCAUCAUUGCCCCACCUAAUUUCUCCCUAACUCGCUCAGUACCCGGCCGUCUCCCCCAACUCAGUGAUGGCGAGUCGCCGUUGGAGGUGGGUAUUUCUUGCGGGUUAUUCCAUUCGGGUCUGCUGGUGGACGGAAAGCUGUGGAUUUGGGGGAAAGGUGACGGCGGCAGGCUUGGAUUCGGCCAGGAAACCUCGGUUUUUGUUCCUGCACGGAACCCUAAUUUGGAAUCUGAUGUGAGAAGCAUUGCUCUCGGCGGCCUCCAUUCCGUCGCGCUCGAUGUCCUUGGCCGCGUAUUUACUUGGGGUUAUGGUGGAUUUGGUGCACUUGGGCAUUCGGUCUAUCACAGAGAGCUGUUGCCUAAAAUGGUCGAAGGAUCUUGGGAUGAAGAAAUGUUCCAUAUUGCAACCAGUGGAACACAUACAGCUGCCAUCACCAAAUCUGGGAAACUCUAUAUUUGGGGGCGAGAUGAAGGGGAUGGUAGAUUGGGUCUUGGUCCUGGUCGUGGCCCAGAUUUUGCUGGUGGUCUCGGCACGCCUACUGAAGUAAAAGCAAUGCCUGAGCCAGUGGCUGCUGUUUCAUGUGGCGGCUUUUUCACUAUGGCAUUAACUGAAGGGGGUCAGCUUUGGAACUGGGGCGCAAACUCCAAUUAUGAGCUUGGUAGAGGUGACAAAAUUGGUGGCUGGAAACCCCAACCUGUUCCUAGUCUCAAAGAUGUUCGCUUAGUGCAAAUAGCUAGUGGUGGAUAUCAUUCUCUUGCUUUGACUGAUAAGGGAGAAGUUCUUUCAUGGGGGCAUGGAGGACAUGGUCAACUAGGUCAUUCUUCCCUUCAUAGUCGAAAAGUUCCUGAACCUGUUGUGGCCUUAGCUAAUGAGAAGGUCACUUAUAUUGCUUGUGGAGGUUCAUCAUCAGCUGCUGUAACUGAUAAAGGGAGCUUAUACAUGUGGGGGAACGCUGCAGAUAGUCAACUUGGCGUUCCUGGACUUCCAGAAUUACAAUCGUCUCCUAUCGAGGUUAAAUUUCUCUCCGAUGAUGAUGGGUUAGGAGACCACAAAGUGCUUUCUGUUUCUGUUGGUGCUUCUCAUGCUAUGUGCCUCGUUUCAAGAUCAAGUUGCUGACAGGUGAACUAACUAUCCCCCUCAAAAAUGGUCUACUCUGCUGAGACAUUGGCAGCAUUGUUUGUAGCAUCAGGUUUAUUAUCAUAUAUCAGUGGUUGGGAUAUCUCCUAACCCUUCUGGAUUUAGUGAAGAAAUGAUGAAAAGUAACAAAGAGAUAGUAUUGGUAAGUUUGCUUGAAAAGAAGUGUGUGCUUUUGACUCGGACCAAGAUUGGAUCUGCAAUAAUCUGGUGUACCCUACUUGGACCUUAUGUUUUAGGAACAUUUUGAUGGUGUGGCCCUAUAUUUGAUGGUCCUUUUAUGUCUCA
Salvia hispanica is the source of this 1717-nucleotide messenger RNA. RefSeq names its product Regulator of chromosome condensation (RCC1) family protein (gene RUG3). NCBI's taxonomy places the organism in Eukaryota, Viridiplantae, Streptophyta, Magnoliopsida, Lamiales, Lamiaceae. The record is from RefSeq and is a predicted model, not a curated record.